Molecule: messenger RNA, 603 nt
Organism: Symbiodinium sp. CCMP2592
Lineage: Eukaryota; Dinophyceae; Suessiales; Symbiodiniaceae
Source: the annotation of a GenBank genome assembly
AUGUCUGGGCCGUUGGGUGGUCAUCAAGGCUAUACCAAAACAUUUGGACCAGCUGGCAGGGGCAAAAAACGAUUCGUGACAAAGGGUUUCAAGCUUGGCAGCUAUGUCAUCAUCAAGUACAAGCUUGGUCAUGAAACAUUUAUUGAGUAUGAGGGCAAGAUCGUGGACAAGAGAGUGGGCAGCGAGGACAAGGAAUCCUAUGUGGAGCUUAAAGACUGCUUGACUCUUAAUCCUGACGGGAAAAUUCUCGCCAUCGACAGACUGAAGCGUCUAACGGACUCGUUCAUCGAGGAAUGCCGCUUUGCCGAGAAGAGAGAAACAACACCUCAAGUGGAAGUUACGCCUGAUGGAGAGGCAAGCCAGGCGGACCCCGAAGCGUCGGAGGCAGCCGCUGGCAUGCUGAUGCCAGGAAUGAUGCCCAUGAUGCCUGGGAUGAUGAUGCCACCGAUGAUGAUGCCUCCCGGCCUGAUGCCUGGUGUCAUGCCAAUGAUGCCCGGCGUCAUGCCAAUGAUGCCCAUGAUGAUUCCGGGCAUGGCCGUAGGUCAGGCAGAUCAAGGAGCCCAAGGAAGUGCGCGAAGCAGAAGUAGAAGCCGAAGCAGAUGA